Messenger RNA from Magnolia sinica, 2106 nucleotides. RefSeq names its product peptidyl-prolyl cis-trans isomerase CYP65. Gene Ontology annotation, cellular component: catalytic step 2 spliceosome. The transcript is spliced from 11 exons. Gene Ontology annotation, biological process: protein polyubiquitination; protein peptidyl-prolyl isomerization. Gene Ontology annotation, molecular function: peptidyl-prolyl cis-trans isomerase activity; ubiquitin-ubiquitin ligase activity. The record is from RefSeq and is a predicted model, not a curated record. Lineage: Eukaryota; Viridiplantae; Streptophyta; Magnoliopsida; Magnoliales; Magnoliaceae. The coding region runs from base 201 to 1982 and encodes 593 amino acids.
CAGUCUCUUCCCACGGCCAAACUUUCGCUCUCUCUCACCCCAGCGUCUUCAGGGAGAGAUUUUCAGCCGAUCCGAAAAAAGAAGAGAAAAGAGAGAGAAACCCUAGAUUUUCCAGCAAGGGCUCGAAGAACCGACGCAACAGGCGGAGGAAAAACGCAAAAGCCCUAGAUUUCUUUUUCCUCUCUCCCCUUCAGACAGAGAUGGGGAAGAAGCAGCACAGCAAAGAUCGGAUGUUCAUCACCAAAACGGAGUGGGCCACGGAAUGGGGCGGGGCCAAAUCCAAGGAUUUAUCUGCACCCUUCAAGCGCUUGCCCUUCUACUGCUGCUCUCUCGUAUUCACUCCGUUCGAGGACCCUGUCUGUACAAGCGACGGCAACGUGUUUGAUGUAAUGAAUAUAAUCCCUUAUAUAAAGAAAUACGGGAAGCAUCCGGUCACGGGAGCUCCUCUCAAGGAAGAGGAUCUCAUCCCACUUAACUUUCACAAGAACUCUGAGGGAGAGUAUCAUUGCCCUGUUUUGAACAAAGUCUUUACUGAAUUUACACACAUAGUUGCUGUCAAAACUACAGGGAACGUGUUCUGUUACGAGGCAAUUAAAGAGUUGAACCUGAAAACCAAAAAUUGGAAGGAACUCCUCACAGAUGAACCUUUCACGAAAGAGGACCUGAUAACAAUCCAGAACCCAAAUACUAUUGAUAGCAAGGUCCUCACGGAUUUUGACCAUGUCAAAAAUAGCUUGAAACUUGAUGAUGAAGAUUUACGGAAGGGUGAGGAUCCAUCAAGUGACAUAAAUGUUUCAGGAGAUAUCAAGCAGAUGCUACAAGAGCUUGGAACUGAGAAGGCGAAACAAACUGCAUUGCAUGGUGGUGGUGGCAGCAAAGCGCAAAAUGAAAGAGCCGCUGUACUUGCUGCCAUUUUAUCAUCAAGAUCUCGCAUCAAAGAAGACUCCAAAUCCAGCUCUAAUCCCGGGCAGUCAUUCAGCAUUGUAGAUGCUGCAUCUGCAUCAGUACAUGGAAGAAGCGCAGCAGCAGCCAAAGCUGCAGCUAGUGAUAAGACUGCUGCUCGAAUUGCCAUGCACAUGGCGGGAGAACGCAUGCCUGUGAAUGCAAAAAUGGUAAAAAGCCGUUUUACUACAGGGGCUGCAUCACGAUCCUUUACUUCUACUUCGUUUGAUCCUGUCACCAAAAAUGACUUUGAAUAUGUUAAAGUUGAAAAAAAUCCAAAGAAAAAAGGCUAUGUCCAGUUGCAUACAACACAUGGAGAUUUGAACAUAGAGCUGCAUUGUGAUAUAACUCCAAGGACGUGUGAGAACUUCAUCACCCUCUGUGAACGUGGCUAUUAUAAUGGAAUAGCUUUCCAUCGAAGCAUCAGGAAUUUCAUGAUUCAAGGUGGUGAUCCAACUGGUACUGGAAAAGGAGGGGAGUCUAUUUGGGGAAAGCCUUUCAAGGAUGAGCUCAACUCAAAAUUGCUUCACUCGGGAAGAGGAGUUGUCAGUAUGGCAAAUAGUGGCCCCCACACUAAUGGCUCCCAGUUUUUCAUCCUGUACAAGUCUGCAAAUCAUCUGAACUUCAAACAUACGGUAUUUGGUGGAGUUGUCGGUGGCUUGACGACCCUUGCAGCAAUGGAGAAGGUCCCGGUUGAUGACGAUGACCGGCCUUUGGAAGAGAUAAAGAUAACAAGUAUCACGGUAUUUGUCAAUCCCUACACAGAACCAGAUGAAGAGGAAGACAAGAAGGGUGAAGAUGAGAAAGUUGCUGACGAGGAUAAUGAAAAGGUGGGAUCAUGGUAUAGCAACCCAGGCAUGGGGAUGAUGGCUUCCACAACUAAUGGUAAUGGAGUCGGCAAGUAUUUGAAAGCUAGGAAUGCCCAAGCCCAAGCCCAAGCCCAAGCCACUGUUGAUACAGCGCUGGAGGCAAAUGGCUUCAGCAAGAAAAGGAAAGUAGGUGCCUCAAAGGUGGAAUAUAAGGAUUUUUCUGCCUGGUAAAGAGUCACCAAUGCUGUCGGAGAGCCGCAUGUGAGAAGCCAAAUGCUUUUGCAGAGGCAAUCACAUAUUGUAACAUAUUCAACACUUUUAGAGUAAGCUUUUGAAACCGCACAUAUAAGGAUUU